Phytophthora nicotianae INRA-310 is the source of this 942-nucleotide messenger RNA. RefSeq lists its product as hypothetical. Lineage: Eukaryota; Oomycota; Peronosporomycetes; Peronosporales; Peronosporaceae. The transcript is spliced from 3 exons. Gene Ontology annotation, cellular component: extracellular region. The record is from RefSeq and is a predicted model, not a curated record. Gene Ontology annotation, molecular function: A2-type glycerophospholipase activity; calcium ion binding. The coding region runs from base 70 to 885 and encodes 271 amino acids. Gene Ontology annotation, biological process: arachidonate secretion; phospholipid metabolic process; lipid catabolic process.
GCAUAGAACCGCAAUCCAAAUCCUGAUCCAAACUCCACGUGGCAUUUUGCAUAAUUCUCGUCCAAGAUCAUGGUGCUGUCUCGCUUGGUGCUGCUCUGCUGUGCGCUGUCUGCUGGCAGUGUGGCUGCAUCCAUCGACUUCCCCGACUUGAGUAGCUACAGCCAGCCGUGCGAGCCCUUCACGUGCCGCCCCAAGCGUGCACCGGCCCCCGUCAAGGACCUCGAAUUUACCGCCAAUGGAUGCGGCACGUCCGGCAUGCCCAUUUCCACCUCCACGGACUUUCAGGAGUGCUGCGACUGGCACGACGCGGUACGAGCAUUUUAUACAAUGCUGCCCUUAAGUUCUUGGUUGACACACCGCUAUUUGUUGUCCUUAUUAAUACAGUGCUACAGCGUGUGCGGUAUGCCCAAGGCCAACUGCGAGAAACGCCUUCAAAAGUGCAUGAAAGCCAAGUGCAAGGCCAUCAGGGACCCCACCAGGCGCGACGAAUGCUUUUCGACCGCCAAGAUCUUCUACAUCGGCGCCAAUAUGAUCGCGUGUCCAGCGUACCAGGACGCGCAGAAGGAGGCGUGUGAAUGUGUGCCGACUGAGAAUGCUGCUGCCGCCACUCGUGAGCGUCUGGAGUAUUUCCUCGAGCAGAAUGGCGCUCCGGAAGAAGAACUGGAGGACGAGGCCAUCGACACACUGUUGAAGAAGUACAAGGGCCAGGAACCCACCAUGUUCCUGAGAGUACUCAAGAAAUACCCCAAGGCGCUCAAGACGGACCUCAGUAAGACCAACUUCAUGGACGAUAUCGUCAAAAGUGCCGACAAGGAUCUCAAGAAGAAGAAGAAACGAAAAGUCGUUGAGAAGGAGAUGCCUGUGGACGAGCACGAAGAGCUGUAGACAACAAGAGCUCAAUCUACACCAAUUUUUAGAGCAAAAAAUAGUCUUUCGCUUACA